AUGGCCCAUUUCUCAGGCGAGGACGAGGUGAUGCUGCAGGCGAUGCUGAGGCAGUUGUUCCAGAGCGUGAAGGAGAAGAUCACGGGUGCUCCCUCUCUGGAGUGCGCCGAGGAAAUCCUCUUACAUCUGGAGGAAACUGAUGAAAAUUUUCACAACUAUGAAUUUGUGAAAUAUCUUCGGCAGCAUAUAUGUAACACUUUGGGGUCUAUGAUUGAAGAAGAAAUGGGAAAAUGGACAUCUGAUCAGAAUCAGGAUGAGGAAUUUGGCUAUGACACAGUUGUACAGCAUGUUACUAAAAGGACUCAGGAAUCUAAAGAAUACAAAGAAAUGAUGCAUUCCCUGAAGAAUAUCAUGAUGGUAGUGGUGGAAUCUAUGAUUAACAAGUUUGAAGAAGAUGAGAUGCGAAGUCAAGAGAGGCAGAAAAAAAUCCAGAAGGAGAAAAGCAACAGUUACUGCACAGAUAAUUGCUCUGAUAGUGAUUCGUCAUUCAAUCAGAGUUACAAAUUUUGUCAAGGAAAAUUACAAUUGAUUUUAGACCAGUUGGAUCCGGGGCAACCUAAAGAGGUGAGAUAUGAAGCCUUGCAAACAUUAUGUUCAGCUCCGCCAUCUGAUGUUUUGAACUGUGAAAAUUGGACGACUCUCUGUGAAAAACUGACAGUGUCUCUUUCAGAUCCCGAUCCUGUGUUUAGUGACCGGAUUUUAAAAUUCUAUGCACAGACAUUUACUCUUUCACCAUUACAUAUGACCAAGGAGAUUUAUACAAGCUUAGCUAAAUAUUUGAAGUUAUACUUUCUUUCUAGAGAAAAUCAUAUUCCUACUCUUUCAGCUGGUAUAGAUAUAAGUAAUCCUAAUGUGAUCUGCUUACUUAAAAAGGUUCGUCUUCUAAAUGAAUAUCAGAAAGAGGCUCCAUCUUUCUGGAUUCGUCACCCAGAAAAGUAUAUGGAAGAAAUUGUGGAGAAUACUUUGUCCUUAUUAUCAGUUAAACAUGAUCAGAGCCAUCUUGUCUCACAAAAGAUUUUGGAUCCAAUUUACUUUUUUGCAUUGGUUGAUACCAAGGCUGUGUGGUUCAAAAAGUGGAUGCAUGCAUAUUAUAGCAGAACUGCAGUACUAAGACUUCUAGAAAAGAAAUAUAAAUCUCUGAUAACUACAGCAGUUCAGCAGUGUGUUCAGUACUUUGAGUUGUGUGAAGCCAUGAAAGCCGAUGAGAUUUUGGGUCAUUCAAAACAUUGUGGGAACAAACAGAAAACCUUCUACUACUCAGGACAAGAAUUACAAUAUAUUUAUUUCAUUCACUCACUGUGCCUUUUAGGAAGGUUAUUGAUCUAUACACAAGGCAGACGGCUAUUUCCCAUAAAGCUGAAGAAUAGAAAAGAUUUAGUAUCCCUUACAGAUCUUCUGGUUCUGUUUACCCAACUUAUCUGUUACUCACCAAGUUGUCCAAAGAUGACAUCAGCUGCACAUUUAGAUAAUUACUCUCCUGGAAGUAUGGUGACUGAAGUUCUUCGGAUACUCUGUGAUCAAAAAGAAUGUGCAGUCGAAUGCUUAUAUAAUAACACUGUGAUUGAGGCACUUCUUCAGCCUAUUCAUAAUUUAAUGAAAGGAACUAAGACUGCUCCAAAUUGCUCUGAAACAGCUUUAAUUCACAUAGCUGAUAUUUUGGCAAGAAUUGCAUCUGUAGAAGAAGGACUUACCUUACUACUUUAUGGAGAAAAUAUGAACUCUUCUGAAGAAAAAAGUCCUACAGGUGCUCAUAUAAUUGCCCAGUUUUCAAAAAAACUUCUUGAUGAAGAUAUUUCUAUUUUUUCUGGAUCGGAAAUGUUGCCCGUGGUUAAAGGAGCUUUUAUCUCUGUGUGUCGUCAAAUAUAUGGUACAUGUGAAGGCUUACAAGUGUUAAUUCCUUAUAGUUUGCAUGAGUCUAUAGCAAAGGCGUGGAAGAAGACAAGUUUGCUAUCAGAAAGAAUUCCUACUCCAGUAAAGUGUUUGGAUUCUGUUUCUUCAGUAAGCCAGGAAUCCCAAAACAUUGUGGCUUGGGAAGAGAAUUUGUUAGAUGAUUUACUAAAUUUUGCUGCCACUCCCAAAGGACUACUAUUUCUUCAAAGAACAGGUGCCAUCAACGAAUGUGUGACGUUUAUGUUCAAUCAAUAUGCAAAAAAAUUACAGAUCAGCAGGCGUAAAAAGUUUGGCUAUGGAGUUUUGGUAGCACAAGUGGCAUCAACAGCAGCAGGUGCAAUAGCACUACAAAGUUCAGGGUUUAUUAAUGGACUUAUAACUGAAUUAUGGGCCAAUCUGGAAUGUGGAAGAGAUGACGUUAGAGUAACCCAUCCCAGAUCUACUCCAGUGGAUCCUAUUGACCGGAGCUGUCAAAAGUCUUUUCUAGCACUGGUGAACUUGUUACCUUAUCCUGCUGUUUACGAGCUGGUAGGCAAUCAAGAUCUUCCUAAUAAAGCAGAGUAUUCUCUUCGUGAAGUCCCAACGUGUGUUAUUGAUAUUAUAGAUAGACUUAUAAUUUUGAAUUCAGAAGCUAAGAUUCGUUCUUUAUUCAACUAUGAACAAUCACACAUCUUUGGUCUAAGGGAUUUCAUAAUUGAUGGCUUAUCGGUAGAGAGAAAUCAUGUUCUUGUUAGAAUAAAUUUUAUCGGUGGUCCCAUGGAACGUAUUUUGCCCCCAAGGGUACUGGAGAAGGGUGAUGAUCCAUAUCCUUGGCCAAUGUUUUCAUCAUAUCCUUUACCAAACUGCUAUCUGUCAGAAGUUACAAGAAAUGCUGAUCUAAAAAAAGACAGUGAUCUUGGCAAACUUUUAUUAUGCUUCAAAAUGUCUGAUAAACAAACCGAGUGGAUAGAAAACUGCCGAAGACAAUUUUGUAAAAUGAUGAAGGCCAAACCUGAUAUAAUCAGUGGAAGUGCUUUACUAGAAUUGCUUGAAAAAUUUGUGCUUCAUCUCUCCGAAAGCGCAUCUGAAUGCUACUUCCCCUCAGUGGAAUAUACAGCUACUGAUGCAAAUGUGAAGAAUGAAAGUCUUUCAUCUGUGCAGCAGCUUGGCAUUAAAAUGACUGUCAGAUAUGGCAAGUUUCUCAGCCUGUUAAAAGACAGUGCAGAAAAUGAUCUUACCUUGGUUUUAAAGCACUGUGAGAAAUUCCUGAAACAGCAGCAAGCUUCCAUAAAAUCUGCUUUUCUCUGCCUGCAGGGGACUUAUGCUGGCCAUGACUGGUUUGUAUCUUCUUUGUUCAUGAUAAUGUUGGGGGACAAAGAGAAAACACUCAGAUUUCUUCAGCACUUCUCCAGGCUUCUGACCUCUGCUUUCCUUUGGUUGCCAAGACUACAUAUUUCUAGGUACCUAGCUACUGACACUAUAGAAUCUGGCAUCCAUCCAGUAUAUUUUUGCAGCACUCACUACAUUGAAAUGCUCCUGAAGGUGGAGGUGCCACUUGUGUUUUCAGCUUUUCACAUGUCUGGUUUUGCACCAUCCCAGAUUUGCCUGCAAUGGAUAACUCAGUGUUUUUGGAAUUAUUUAGACUGGAUAGAAAUCUGCCAUUAUAUUGCUACUUGUGUUUUCCUUGGUCCUGAUUAUCAAGUGUAUCUCUGUAUAGCUAUAUUCAAACAUCUGCAGCAAGACAUUCUGCAGCACACUCAGACUCAAGAUCUGCAGGUUUUCCUAAAAGAAGAAGCACUGCAUGGUUUUCGAGUGAGUGAUUACCUUGAAUACAUGGAGAUUUUAGAACAAAACUACCGACCAGUGGUGCUGAGAGACAUGAGGAACGUUAGAGUGCAGAGCACAUAG
Molecule: messenger RNA, 3777 nt
Organism: Odobenus rosmarus divergens (Pacific walrus)
Lineage: Eukaryota; Metazoa; Chordata; Mammalia; Carnivora; Odobenidae
Gene: TBC1D32
Product: chromosome unknown open reading frame, human C6orf170
Exons: 32
Coding region: 1-3777 (1258 amino acids)
Biological process (GO): non-motile cilium assembly
Source: RefSeq, a predicted model, not a curated record